AUGAGGUGGGAUGGGGAAGAGCAGAAAGGAGGGAGGGAAGGUGGAAGAGCGGAAACGGUGGGGAAAGGGGAGGGGCAGUGGGAGAGCGGAAAGGAGGGGAGGGUGGGUGGUGGGAGAGGAAAAGGGCCGGGGACGGGAGAUGGGAGUUUGGCACGAAGGCAAGAGAAGGUUGGGGAGGCGGUGCAGUCCAGGGUGCCAAAGUCGCCCCUUAUCCCCCUUCUCCCCCCCUUCCCCUUUGUGGUCUCCCCUUUCGUGGCCUCCCUUUCCGUGCUCUCCUCCUUCGCCCCACUCCUCACCUAUUCCCCCCCCCCUUUCCUCCGCUCUCUCCCCACCUCUCUCCCCCUUGCUGUCCACGCUCACUCGUUGGCAGUUUCUCAACGGUGCGACGACCUAAGGCCCCCCCAUCAAACCCCCAUCCUCUUGCUCCCCUCUAUCCCUCGUGUCUCCACACCACCUCGUGUCUACAUGUUAUUCCCUUUCCCUCCCUCUCCCCCUCUCCCCAUCCGUCCGUCCAUCCCUCCAUCCCUCCAUCUGUCUCUCUCUCCCUCUCCCACACCUUCCCCCCAUCCUUCCUUUCUUCCCUCCCUCCAUCCCUCCCUCUCUCUCUUUGGCAUCCACAUUCAAUGCUGGGUUCUCACCUCUUCCCAUCUCGCCUUCCGUUCUCCCCUCUCAUACGCACAUUCUUUUUGUCAGAACAACCUGCCCCACCCAUAUCCCCUCCAGCAGGAGGCCUCGGUUGCUGUCCUCCUCCUCUCCUCGAGAUGA
Closterium sp. Naga37s-1 is the source of this 765-nucleotide messenger RNA. The record is from the annotation of a GenBank genome assembly. NCBI's taxonomy places the organism in Eukaryota, Viridiplantae, Streptophyta, Zygnematophyceae, Desmidiales, Closteriaceae.